UCAAUGAUGUCAUCUCCUCUUUUUCUGUUUGAGAUGGGUGAUAGGAAAAUGUUCUAAAAUAAGACUGAGUGACCUCUUCAUCCCUUGACUUCUCUUUCCACGAGCCGAAAAACUGCCUGAAGAAAUGACCACUCAGCUACCAGAAGAGUCUGUGGAGACCCAGAGCUCAGAUGAGCUCGAGUGCAAGAUCUGUUACAACCGCUAUAACCUGCGGCAGAGAAAGCCAAAAGUGCUGGAGUGCUGUCACAGAGUGUGUGCCAAAUGCCUUUGCAAGAUCAUAGACUUUGGGGAUUCCCCACAAGGAGUCAUAGUGUGCCCGUUCUGCAGGUUUGAAACGUGCCUGCCGGACGAUGAGGUCAGUAGUCUUCCUGAUGACAACAACAUCCUUCUGAAUUUGGCUUGUGGGGGAAAGGGAAAGAAGUGCCUACCAGACAACCCAACAGAACUGCUGUUGACUCCCAAAAGGCUGGCAUCUCUGGUUAGCCCUUCUCACACCUCUUCCAAUUGCCUGGUUAUAACAAUCAUGGAAGUACAAAGAGAAAGUCCCCAGACUCUGAACUCAACGCCCGUGGUGGAAUUUUACAGGCCUACAAGUUUUGACUCUGUUGCAACUGUGUCCCACAACUGGACAGUGUGGAACUGCACAUCCUUGCUCUUCCAGACCUCGAUUCGGGUGCUAGUGUGGUUGCUAGGGCUUCUGUACUUUAGCUCCUUGCCUUUAGGGAUUUAUUUACUGGUAUCCAAGAAAGUCACCCUUGGGGUUGUCUUUGUGAGCCUUGUUCCUUCGAGCCUUGUUAUUCUCAUGAUUUACGGCUUUUGCCAGUGUGUUUGCCAUGAAGUUCUAGACUGCAUGUCAUCUUGAUAACAAAUACAGUAAAAAAAGGUGUAUUACCAGAUGUGUAGCAUAGUUGAUCUAUCCUGGUUUUGUAUUCUUUGUACUCUUAUUUAUUCUUAUUGUCCAUCCCACUAAAUGGAAGCAGUUACGUGGUCCCUUUUUUCCC
This is a messenger RNA of Zonotrichia leucophrys gambelii, 1001 nucleotides long. It is a transcript of the gene RNF182, whose product is annotated as ring finger protein 182. The transcript has a single exon. Gene Ontology annotation, biological process: protein ubiquitination. Gene Ontology annotation, molecular function: ubiquitin-protein transferase activity. NCBI's taxonomy places the organism in Eukaryota, Metazoa, Chordata, Aves, Passeriformes, Passerellidae. The record is from RefSeq and is a predicted model, not a curated record. Gene Ontology annotation, cellular component: cytoplasm. Bases 125 to 862 code for a protein of 245 amino acids.